Messenger RNA from Ramularia collo-cygni, 1782 nucleotides. Its product is annotated as related to kinesin light chain. The record is from RefSeq and is a predicted model, not a curated record. Bases 1 to 1782 code for a protein of 593 amino acids. Gene Ontology annotation, molecular function: ADP binding; protein binding. Lineage: Eukaryota; Fungi; Ascomycota; Dothideomycetes; Mycosphaerellales; Mycosphaerellaceae. The transcript is spliced from 3 exons.
AUGGCGCAGGGGAGUGCGACAGUAUCGUUCGAGCGGAUCGUCGGCGGCAUCGGCAUCGGUGUGGCCAACGCGCCAGUCACGACGAUGAUCCACCUCCCGCCUGAACGCGUGGAGAUGCCGCCGAGCCCUUCUUCGACCGUACCCUUCGUCCACGACCCGGACUAUAUCGACCGGCCCGCGAUUCGCGACGAGAUUUCGAACAAGCUAUCGGGGCCGGGAGCGAGGGUAGCGCUCGUAGGGCUGGGAGGGGCAGGCAAGACCCAGCUCGCCGUCGAGUACGUGCGAGGCGUGCGUGUACAGUCGCCGCAGACAUGGGUGCUGUGGCUGUAUGCGGGCACGGCGGCGCGCUUCGAGCAGAGCGUACGGGACAUCGCCGACGAGACGAAGAUCUAUGGCAGGCGCGAUCCGAAGGCGAACGUCUUCGAGCUAUUUCGUAACUGGCUCCGCGAUGCGAAGAAAGGCAGAUGGGUGAUGGUGCUGGACAAUGUAGAUGAUGCCAGCUUUCUACUCACACCGCCGGGCUCCGCCGAGGACGGGCAGUCGAGACGACUGAUCGAUUACAUACCAGCAUGCGAACACGGGUCUGUCCUGAUCACGACGCGUGGCAAGAGCGCGGCACGCCGACUGGUGCCUGGCAGCCAGAUGAUUGAGGUGUCGCCGAUGGAGAACAGGUAUGCGCGGGCACUGCUCGAGAAGAAGCUAGGUGUGGAGGAAGGUGGAAGCUAUGAGCAGCUAGCAGCGGCGCUCGAUUUCCUGCCGCUCGCGAUGGCGCAGGCGGCGGCGUACAUUCACGAGAGGAGGCCACGGUGCUCGGUAGAGCAAUAUCUCCAGGAGCYCGAACAGAGCAGCAGAUCGAGGGCGAGUCUCCUACGGCGCGACGAGCGAUUUCCGGACCGAGAGUACGACAAAGCGAGCAGCUCGAUCCUGGUGACGUGGCAGAUCUCGUUCGAGCAUAUUGCAGAGACGAGACGGUCAGCGGCCGACCUUUUGUCGGUAAUGAGCUUCUGCGAUCGGCAAGCCAUCCCGGAGAUCCUGGUACGAGGCAACGAUGACGUUGAGGGAGUCGACAGUGGCUUUGAAGACGACGUCACGAUGCUGCGCAACUUCUCGUUCAUCUCGGCUACGACGGAUCGGUCGAGCUGGGAGAUGCAUCGGCUGGUGCAGGAUGCGAUGCAAAUGUGGCUAGAAGAUCGCAGCAGAUACGAGCAGUUUCAAGAUUCCUUCCUCUACCGCCUUAAUCAGUCCCUUCCGACUGGCGGCUACGAGAACUGGGCGAGGUGUCAGGUCCUUUUCCCGCAUGCAGAAGCCGCAACAAGGUGCGAACCGUCAAGCACGGAGGGUGUGUCGGACUGGGCGGCGGUCAUGUACAACGCGGCAUGGUAUGCCCAGCUGAAGGGCCAGUGGGCGCAAGCAGAGAAGAUGGCGGUAGCUUCUUUGCAAGUAAGAGCGACUACAUUCGGCGAGGAGGACGAGCGAACAAUAGACAGCACAGCGAUGCUGGGAGGUAUAGUGCGGGAUCUAGGGCGAUGGAAGGAGGCAGAGGAGUUACAGAUGAAGGUGAUGGAGAUGAGGCAGGCGGCGCUGGGGCCCGAUCAUGCCGACACGCUGACCAGCAUGGUCAAUCUCGCCGCGACGUACCGCAAUCAAGGGCGGUGGAAGGAGGCCGAGGAGCUGCAGUUACGAGCCGUUAAAGGCAUGACAAGGAUAUUAGGAGAAGACCACCCCGAGACAGUCUCUGGGAGCUUAGGGUCUACCCAUCCGAGAGAAGCAUAUCGGUAUUGA